Thamnophis elegans (Western terrestrial garter snake) is the source of this 2019-nucleotide messenger RNA. RefSeq names its product UFM1 specific peptidase 1 (inactive) (gene UFSP1). The coding region runs from base 216 to 881 and encodes 221 amino acids. The transcript has 2 exons. The record is from RefSeq and is a predicted model, not a curated record. Lineage: Eukaryota; Metazoa; Chordata; Lepidosauria; Squamata; Natricidae.
GUGGCGGGCGGAAACGCGAGACCGGAAGACUGGACGCUCUAGGACAGGCAUUCGCUGGCUGGGGAAUUCUGGGAGUUGAAGUCCGGACAUCUUCAAGUUGCCAAGGUUGAGAAACUGCUCUAGGAGCACGGCGCGGUCUCCAUAGCCAGGCGGAAGCUCCCCGCCCGUCACUUCCGGCCUGCAGGUGUGCCUCGCCAGGCGGUCCAGCUUCAGGCAUGGCAUUGCUGUCCACCGUCCACCUGGGCCUUCCCCCUCCCGGCUGCCCGCAUCGCUUGGCCCUCGUCUCCGGGCCCUACCACUACCACCACUACGGCUGCGACGGGGUGGACGACCGGGGGUGGGGAUGCGGCUACCGUACCCUCCAGACGAUGUGCUCCUGGCUGUUGGCCGCCGGGGGAGAAGGAGGAGCCGCCCGCCGCCCGGUUCCGUCCCUGAAGGAGAUCCAGGACUCCCUGGUGAAGAUGGGCGACAAGCCUCCCUCGUUCUCAGGCUCGCGCGACUGGAUCGGCACCGUGGAAGCCGCGCUCUGCAUGGAUCGUUUUUACGAGGUGCCGGGGAAACUGCUCCACAUCCGACUCGGGAAAGAUCUGGAAGGGGAGCUGGAGACGCUGUAUGCCCACUUUCAGGGGGGUGGCGGCCCCGUGAUGAUGGGGGGAGGCCGGGACCAUUCCUCCAAGGGGCUGCUGGGGGUCUGCUCCGGCCCCGAGGGGCACCACCUGCUCGUCCUGGAUCCACACUUCUACGGCAGGGCCGGCUCGCUCAGCCGGCAGGAAGCCCAGGGGAAGGGUUGGGUUUCCUGGCGGGGGCUCGGCUCCUUUGAGGAGACUUCCUUCUACAACCUGUGUUUGCCCCAGUUCUGGGCCAGGCGCCCCCCCGUGUGAAAGAGGCGUCCCCACGGAAGACGAGGGGAACCCUUCGUGCCCGGCGCUUUCAGCCACUUCCCGGGGACGGGCUGUGGAUGGGCGUCCCAUGCUGGGGGCCUCGACACGGGAGGAAAGGCCCCAGCGGCAACUCCGGCAUCAACCAGGACGGGCUCCAGCCCUAGGGAGCCCCUCCGGGUGGCUUCCCUGCCUACGCCCGGCAGCUUCAAGGCCAAUAAAGACAGCCACGUUCUGGAGCAGCUACUACGUCUGGGUGCCUUCCUAUUGCUGGACUGGCAGAGUGUUGCUGGGGCUGGCUUGAAGCGGCCUUCCCUCCCUGGCCAGAACACCAAACCAGAGGACUAAACUGGGUUUCUUUUAACCUGACCGGGAUUUGAGGAGAGUCCGUGCUGUGUGGAAGUGGCUGGUUUGGUUACUUGGUGCUUUUAAGUGCGGGAGCUGCCCUCCCAGGGGGCCUCUCCCGAGAGGAGCUUGCUUGUGGCUAAAGCAAAACUUGGGCCGUUUUAAGCCUUGUGGGCUUCAACUCCCAGAAUUCCCCAGCCCGGAAAGGUUUACCAGAAUACCAGCAUGGAUAGGACAAGGAGAAAUGUGGCUACGCUUCCUAUAUUGCACUUUUAAGAGAUGGUGGGAAUGCAGUAAACAUAAUAUAUCUUCAGCAAAGGUAACUUUCUUUAAGAGAUGGUGGGAAUACAGUAAACAUAAUAUAUCUUCAGCAAAGGUAACUUUCUUUAAGAGAUGGUGGGAAUGCAGUAAACAUAAUAUAUCUUCAGCAAAGGUAACUUUCUUUAAGAGAUGGUGGGAAUGCAGUAAACAUAAUAUAUCUUCAGCAAAGGUAACUUUCUUUAAGAGAUGGUGGGAAUGCAGUAAACAUAAUAUAUCUUCAGCAAAGUAGGGAAGAAAGAGCUGGCUGGGGAAUUCUGGGAGUCAGAGUCCAAAAGUCUUUAAAAUUUGCCAAAUUUGGAGACCCCCCUGCAUUAGAGAAAGGGGUGUGGCUUCAGAGGGAGAGGAAAAACGGGGGGGGGGGGUGGUUCCUGAAGGAAAGAUCAGCCAAGGUGGCUCUUAACAAUGAAAACUUCCCUAAGUUUAGAAAAUCAGUGAGGAAACGUUACGGUUACUAAAAAGUGAAGUUGUUCUUGGA